Messenger RNA from Lytechinus variegatus (green sea urchin), 1899 nucleotides. RefSeq names its product E3 ubiquitin-protein ligase TRAF7-like. The transcript is spliced from 13 exons. NCBI's taxonomy places the organism in Eukaryota, Metazoa, Echinodermata, Echinoidea, Temnopleuroida, Toxopneustidae. The record is from RefSeq and is a predicted model, not a curated record. Bases 319 to 1668 code for a protein of 449 amino acids.
AUCCUCUGUGUAGAAAGAGUUAAUUAGAGAAGGUCAGCAAUCUUGAAGAUUCAAGGUUAUGUCCAAACACAGAAAAGAAACCGACAUGAAACUCAGUUGGUGGGACUGAAGUGAUUGUUUUCAGUACUAUCUGCAACACCUACUUGGGGGAAGUGACAACUUAAGUCAAAUUAUCUUGAGUUAGAGUCAUUUGAGGGACCAGCAUGACUCCAUAAUGUUGUUAUAAGCCAUCGAUGUGAGUCCACAGUGAAGAAAGAACACAUACUUGUACCAAGGAUUGUGACAAUUUAUUUUAGUGUUUCCUGUGAAUUUCUCAACAUGGAGAUGCUUGAAUUUGAGUUUGAUUUUGAUAAUGAACUGGAUUUGAAAGGAAGUGCCUACACAUCUUUCAAGAUGGCGGCCUCGUCGGUGGAUUCUGGGAAUGAACUAGAAGAGGAGGUGCGAGGCCUGAGUGUUAACAGCUCCCGGAGUUCCUCCCCAAAAGAACAGAAUUCCCUCAAUGUGGCUUCGCCAUCUAGUGCUUCAACGGUUGCCCUGACAACGCCAAUCAACAUACCAGUCUCAGGUAGUAUUAAUCUAAGUGGAGAUAACAACUCAUUGGCCCCACCAUCACCUACUUUUAAAAACCGAAGCUCCUCCAGUGCCUCUUACAAUGAGGAUAUGGACAGUGCACGAGAAACACCGAGGCAGAUAUCUUCCCCUUUUAGUUUUGGGAAGAUUGAUAUGAGCCAUUCUGCUAUAGCACCAGCACCACCAAAACCUCAAAGAAUGACCAGUCCACAAGAGGAUGAGAUUGAGGUCCUUGUAUUUGUGGAGCAACCUAAUAGAACCUUGUACUGCCUACUCUGUAGGAUGGUCUUCCAAGACCCUGUUAUUACUCAGUGUGGACAUACCUAUUGUAGAAAGUGUGUGACUUCUAGACAAUUUGAAAAGUGCCCCGUGGAUAAUAUGAAGCUAGCUGUUGUGGUGAACAAUAUCGCUGUGAAUGAACAAGUUGGAGAGUUAUUAAUCCAUUGCAAGUAUGGUUGUAAACCAAGUCAGAUCAAUCUAGGUGAAUAUGAAGUAGAUCCAGAAGGAUGCCCAUUCACCAUCAGGAUUAGUGAUAGAAAAGAGCAUGAGUCACAGUGUGGCUAUGCCCCCGUCCGCUGCCCCAAUAAUCCGGAUUGUCCGCUCGUCCUAAAGAUGAAUCUGGAAUCUCAUCUCUUGAACUGCAACCUCUGUAAAUGUGAUCAUCAACGAUAUGGUUGCCAUUUUGUAGGCACGCAAGAACAGGUGGAAGCACACCUAUCUCAGGGUCAGUGUGCCUAUGACAGCAUCAAAGACUUCCUCUCUGCCUCCGAUGAUAAGAUCCGAGAACUCCAGAUGACCAUCCACCAGAAGGACCAGGAGAUAGGUUUCCUGCGCUCCAUGUUAGGCAAGCUCUCAGAGAGGGUUGACAGGCUGGAGAAGUCAAUGGAGAUGAAAAUAAACUACAUGGACGAUAACAUCAACCGAGUAGAGAAGACGAUCGUUGAUCUGGAUGAGAACCAGAGGACGAUCUCGGAGGAGCUCAUCGACCAUGAGAGAAACUAUACCAUGGUCAAUAGAGAACUCUCUGUCAUCAAUGCUAGGCUUAACUCGGGAGCGGCUGGAGGUAAGACUAGUUUCUUUGCUUUCAUUGCAGUUUAACCUACAGAAACUUCUUCCAAAAUCAUGACAAGAUAACAAUUAUCCGUCGCAUUUUGAAAUUGUGUCGAUUGCACGUGUACUACGCCACACACCCUAUACACUGCAUAUCUUUAAAAGGUUUACACUGUGAAAAAGUCCUUGAAAUUGAAAAAAAUACAACACAGGAAUAAAAUUUCAACAUAAAUUCUUCGGCUUUGAUGUCUUUGUCUAUCAGAUUAAAGUAGAAUUUUU